Messenger RNA from Monodelphis domestica (gray short-tailed opossum), 3143 nucleotides. It is a transcript of the gene RAB1A, whose product is annotated as RAB1A, member RAS oncogene family. NCBI's taxonomy places the organism in Eukaryota, Metazoa, Chordata, Mammalia, Didelphimorphia, Didelphidae. The record is from RefSeq and is a predicted model, not a curated record. Gene Ontology annotation, molecular function: GTPase activity; GTP binding.
UCUUUAGGCUUCCUCUCUCUAGGGCUUCCUCUCCAGCUGGACCCUUCCCUUUUCUUCCUUCCUUCCGAUUCCUUUCUCUUCCCCUUCUCCGCCCCUCGCUUCUCGCCCCACCUAUCUGCUGAAAUUCAGCCCCUCCCCCGACCCUCCUCUCCCCUUUAGCUUGCUGACUCGCCCAGCUGCCACGUUUCACUGAUGACAUCACCGAGGCCGCUCAGGUUUAACCAAUCCGCUAGGGGGAGUCAGAGCGGAGCCUUCUCUCGAGAGACAGUCGGGAGGAGAGAGGAAAGGGAGGGGAAGUAGGGUAAAGUGGGGUGGUCAACAGCUCCCUCAAUGCGCAUGCUCCGAGGGCGCCGGGCUCGUCGGGAAAGCGAGUCCCAGCGGCCUUGCCAAACCAUCUGGCUGCGGGGCCUCCCGGCGCGUGCCUGGACUAUCUUGCCCAGCAUGCAGUGCGGUGCGGCCGCCCUCUGGGCUGUGUAAAGGCCCUUCGGUCUGAGGCUUCCCUAUUUCCUGGUUCGGCGGCGGCCAUUUUGGGUGGAAGCGAGAGCCGAGCGGCGGCGGCGGCGGCAGCGGCAGCAGCGGCGGCAGCGGCAGUGGCAGCUGAUUGUGUUCACUGGGUGCGGAGGGGGGAAGACGUUUGCUCUCCCGGAACGGACUUUCUCAUUCCUUUCCUUCGGUUCCGGGCGCGGAGAAUCAAGGCGGCAGCGGCGAUAGUAGCAGCAGUACUAAGGGCGGAGGUGGCGGCGGCGGCGGCGGCAGCAGCUGCAGUGACAUGUCCAGCAUGAAUCCCGAAUAUGAUUAUUUAUUCAAGUUACUGCUGAUUGGAGAUUCCGGUGUUGGAAAAUCUUGCCUUCUUCUUAGGUUUGCAGAUGAUACAUAUACAGAAAGCUACAUCAGCACAAUCGGUGUGGAUUUUAAAAUAAGAACCAUAGAGUUAGAUGGAAAAACAAUUAAACUUCAAAUAUGGGACACAGCAGGCCAAGAGAGAUUUCGAACAAUCACUUCCAGUUAUUACAGAGGAGCCCAUGGCAUCAUAGUAGUGUAUGAUGUGACGGACCAGGAAUCCUUCAAUAAUGUAAAACAGUGGCUGCAGGAAAUAGAUCGUUAUGCCAGUGAAAACGUCAACAAGUUAUUGGUAGGGAACAAAUGUGAUCUGACCACAAAGAAAGUAGUAGACUACACAACAGCAAAGGAAUUUGCAGAUUCUCUUGGAAUUCCAUUUUUGGAAACCAGUGCAAAGAAUGCAACAAAUGUAGAACAGUCUUUCAUGACAAUGGCGGCUGAGAUUAAAAAGCGAAUGGGCCCUGGAGCAACAGCUGGGGGUGCAGAGAAAUCCAAUGUUAAAAUUCAGAGCACUCCAGUCAAGCAGUCUAGUGGAGGUUGCUGCUAAAAUCUGCCUCCCUUCUUUUCUCACAAUGAAUUUGCAAUCUGAACCCAAGUGAAAAAACAAAAAAACAAAAAAAACAAAAAAACAAAAAAAAAACAAAAUUGCCUGAAUUGUACUGUAUGUAGCUGCACUACAACAGAUUCUUACCGUCUCCACAAAGGUCAGAGAUUGUAAAUGGUCAAUACUGACUUUUUUUUUAUUCCCUUGACUCAAGACAGCUAACUUCAUUUUCAGAACUGUUUUAAACCUUUGUGUGCUGGUUUAUAAAAUAAUGUGUGUAAUCCUUGUUGCUUUCCUGAUACCAGACUGUUUCCCGUGGUUGGUUAGAAUAUAUUUUGUUUUGAUGUUUAUAUUGGCAUGUUUAGAUGUCGGGUUUAGUCUUCUGAAGAUGAAGUUCAGCCAUUUUGUAUCAAACAGCACAACAGUGUCUGUCACUUUCCAUGCAUAAAGUUUAGUGAGAUGUUAUAUGUAAGAUCUGAUUUGCUAGUUCUUUCUUGUAGAGUUAUAAGUGGAAAGAUUACACUAUCUGAUUACUAGUUUCUUCAUACUCUGCAUAUAAUUUGUGGCUGCAGAAUAUUGUAAUUUGUUGCACAAUAUGUAACAAACAACUGAAGAAAUGUUUAAUAAAUAUUGUACUUAUUGGAAGUAAUAUCAAACUGUAUGGUGAUAAGUAUUGUCUUAAUUCUUAUGGUUAAGGGGAAAUAUAGGCUUGCAUUGUGCUCAAAACAUAGCCAUUUAUGUUCAGCCAGGGCACUUUAGACCUAUUUUAGAGUAGCAACAACAAUGCUUCCCAGCUAAUAUACCUGAUAAGUGAUGCAGCAGUGCAGACAUGUAUACGUACAGAGAUUAACAGAUUUGGUUUGAAGGGAGAUUAAAGCGGUAUUUAUGGAAAUCAAGUACAUUUUGAAUGUACGAUAUUUAGUCUAUUAUCUCUGAUCUUUAAACCAUUUUUAAAUGGCUUUAUUUAGAAAUGCUUUUGUUAAUUCAUCUGUAGUAGAGAUGGAAAACUGUAUCUUUUUUCCUAACCUGUGAAUGAUCAGACUAACAAUUCAAGCUGAUGUAAUUUAGCCAGUAUGUGCUUUUUUUUAUAUACUGUUACUUCCAUAUUCUGAAUCAAAUACUGUUUCAACUUUAUUAAAUAAGUUUAGUGCACUAUCUUAAAUAAUUAUUCUGCCCUUCAUAAAGUAUAGCUGUAUAACUUGUGUUUGGGGAUAGUUAAAACAUUGAAGAAGCUGAAAGUAGGUUUUCUCUCAUUGGUUGAUAGCCCUUACCUGAAAAAUAACACCCUAACAAAUGAGUUGAAGCCAUUUGUGGCUGGUUGGGAAUGAUAAAAGGAAGUAUUUGCCUGGGUGAAUUUUUGCACCCACUUGAAAACUUUAAGUGUCAAGGAGAUCUUGGGUGGUUGGUUGGUGUGUUUUUUUUUUAAAGUGGGAACUGAAUCUUUGUUUUCCCCUAAACACUUUCAUUUAAGAUUUUUCCCUUAGUGUUUGUUUUAAAUAUAUGCUACAAUAGCCAAAACACUGUACACAAACACAUCCCUAUGGUGAAGUUUUCAAACUUAAUUCAGGGGUCAAAAUACAAUUAAAAGCAACCCUUAAAAUAUUUUUUAUUUUAUUUUCACUAAACAGGCAAUCGUAAUUACAUGGUACAAAAAUAAGUGGGUAAGAUUAUUGUAAAAUGGAUGAACAGAAUAAAUAUACAAUUGAAUUUUCCAUCUAUGAGAAUUUCACAAUAAAAUCAUAGUUUACUUUGUAUUAUA